AUGGCGUUUUCUAUCGCCACUAUUUCUUCAAUUCGAAGUUUUUGGUCCGGGGGAAGCACAGGUAACAAGAACAACAACAACCCAGGUAAUGGAGAAACACCGCACGCACCCACAAACACUGCCCCGAAGAACACCAUGGAGGAUUCUUUUGGUAAAUAUGGGCAUGAUCGUUUAUCACUCAAUCUUCCUACGCCAAAAAAUGACACACAAACGCUUUUGUUUGCAACGGCGUUGUUUGGGGCAGAAGCCGACGUCAGUGUGGCAAUCUUCUUUUCUUUAUUCUUUUACAGAUUACAAUAUUUCAACAGAUCGCCACUUAAAGGUAAAAAGACUUUUGUGAUCGUGUGCUAA
Molecule: messenger RNA, 351 nt
Organism: Trypanosoma theileri
Lineage: Eukaryota; Euglenozoa; Kinetoplastea; Trypanosomatida; Trypanosomatidae
Exons: 1
Coding region: 1-351 (116 amino acids)
Source: RefSeq, a predicted model, not a curated record